Molecule: messenger RNA, 168 nt
Organism: Alosa alosa (allis shad)
Lineage: Eukaryota; Metazoa; Chordata; Actinopteri; Clupeiformes; Clupeidae
Source: the annotation of a RefSeq genome assembly
AUGCCUCAAUUGAACCCCGCUCCUUGAUUUGCAAUUCUUGUCUUCUCUUGACUAAUUUUUCUAACAGUCAUUCCCCCAAAAGUCCUAGCCCAUAACUUCAACAAUGAACCUACAACUGUAGGAGCUGAAAAAGCUAAACCUGAACCCUGAAACUGACCAUGAUACUAA